GUUUCCAAUCAUCACUUGGGGUUGUUACGCCUUUUGUGCAUGUUGUAAAGAACCUGAAGUGCUGGAUAUUUAGGGGGUUUCUGGGGAAGGGAGUGGGGCAGAGGACGCUCGCUGCCCUGUGUCCCAGACCCUGACAGCCCCUCUGAGACCCUGGGCUCCCCCUCCAAGUUUCCCUGUCCCAGUGACUCUGUUUUGUUUCUUUGCUCUGGGGGACACCUGGAGAAAAGGAAACUGAAACUGAAGCUGGAUCCGGCCAUUGGUGCAGGCUCUGGGGACACGCCCCCUGACGUGCUGCUCAGGCUUGGGUUUAUAAGGCGGCUCAGCUGAGCCAGGGCAGCAUCGGCUGGAGGUGCCAGUGGAGGGCCACAGCACACAACAUGGACUGGGACCUGAAGGUGAAGAUGCUGGGGGGCCAGGAGCUCCAGGUGUCCCUGAACAACUCUACGCUGCUGUCAGAGCUGAAGCGGCAGAUCGCCCAGAAGAUCGGCGUGCACGCCUUCCAGCAGCGCCUGGUCAUCCACCCGAGCGGCGGGGAGCUGCAGGACAAGGUCCCCCUCGUCCACCAGGGCCUGGGCCCCGGCAGCACAGCCCUGCUGGUGGUGCAGAGCUGCGAGGAGCCCCUGAGCAUCCUGGUGAGGAAUGACAAGGGCCGCUGCAUAACCUACGAGGUCCAGCUGACGCAGACAGUGGCCAGCCUCAAGCGGCAGGUGUGCCUGCAGGAGAGCGUGCGGGAGGACCAGUUCUGGCUGAGCUUUCAGGGGAAGCCCAUGGAGGACCACCUCCCGCUGGGGGAGUACGGCCUCACACCUCUGUGCACCGUGUUCAUGCAACUGCGCCUUCGGGGGGGCAGCUGGGCAGGGCCUCCCCACCCAGCCUGACCGGGACCAAGCACUGCAAAUAAAUGUGGCUGCAAAGAGCAA
Microcebus murinus (gray mouse lemur) is the source of this 920-nucleotide messenger RNA. The record is from RefSeq and is a predicted model, not a curated record. NCBI's taxonomy places the organism in Eukaryota, Metazoa, Chordata, Mammalia, Primates, Cheirogaleidae.